AUGGGUUUCGACCAUCACUGUCCCUUCUUCGCCAACUGCCUGACCGCCCCCUACGUCCCCGCUUUCCUAGCCCUCCUGCUCUACACCCCUCCAACGACCAUACUCCUCUCCUUGCCGCUCUACCCUCUCCUCCUGCGGCGCGCCUCGGCAGCAUAUCAUCUCGCGCGCGUCUCUGAUUCGAUCAAAGGAUGGUGGGACUGGCCUUGGAGCUGGAUAGUUGCUGGCGGGCCAGUCGGGCGGUGGGUAGGCGGCGUAGUAUUGGGAUGGAUGCAAUUGGAUCGGAUGAGCGUUGGUGGGCCUGGGAUCGAACGGCUGGGAGUAGGGGUCAUGGUUGUUGUUGGUAUUGUGUUGGCACUGAUCACAUCGGGGCUAGCAUACUCGACGCUACAGACCAUCAAGAAAGGCGACCUCACUAUCGAUACUGAACGCCGAAAAUCAUAUCACAUCGCCAGCCGAGCAGCGUCCGGGCACUCUACCCUCUUCCCCUCUGAGCCCUUGCCUCAGCACAUCGCCGACGGCCUCAAACGGUUCGGCGGGCCAGCCUUCUACAUCCCGAAUCCCGAAAGCGAGGGAGAAGGACAUAUCGUCCAACCGAAACUUGAGAUGGAGCUGUAUGAUUUUGGAGAAACGAGGAACUGGAAGUUGGUGCUGGGUUCCAAGGGUUGGGGGUGGUUGUUACCAUGGAGGGCUUUGGGGAAGAGUAUGCCGGAUGGGCAGGUCAUGCAGUGGCCUAUUGAAGAGGAGGUUUGUCGGAAACUGGGGGAGAUGUAA
Molecule: messenger RNA, 771 nt
Organism: Cryptococcus wingfieldii CBS 7118
Lineage: Eukaryota; Fungi; Basidiomycota; Tremellomycetes; Tremellales; Cryptococcaceae
Exons: 3
Coding region: 1-771 (256 amino acids)
Source: RefSeq, a predicted model, not a curated record